ACCUCAUGACCCAGGGGAUUUUGGCCUUGGUCACGUCGACUGGCUGCGCGUCUGCCAACGCCCUGCAGUCACUCACAGAUGCGAUGCACAUCCCACACCUCUUUGUCCAGCGCAACCCAGGGGGGUCUCCGCGCACUGCCUGCCACUUGAACCCCAGCCCUGAUGGUGAGGCCUACACAUUGGCCUCCAGACCGCCCGUGCGCCUCAAUGACGUCAUGCUCAGGCUGGUGACAGAGCUGCGUUGGCAGAAGUUUGUCAUGUUCUACGACAGCGAGUACGAUAUCCGUGGGCUCCAAAGCUUUCUGGAUCAGGCCUCGCGGCUGGGCCUUGACGUCUCUUUACAAAAGGUGGACAAGAACAUUAGCCACGUGUUCACCAGCCUCUUUACCACCAUGAAGACAGAGGAGCUGAACCGCUACCGGGACACACUACGCCGAGCCAUCCUUCUGCUCAGCCCGCAGGGGGCCCACUCCUUCAUCAACGAGGCCGUGGAGACCAACCUGGCUUCCAAGGACAGCCAUUGGGUCUUUGUGAAUGAGGAAAUCAGCGACCCAGAGAUCCUGGAUCUGGUGCACAGCGCCCUUGGCAGGAUGACCGUGGUCCGGCAGAUCUUCCCAUCUGCAAAGGACAACCAGAAAUGCAUGAGGAACAACCACCGCAUCUCCUCCCUGCUCUGUGACCCCCAGGAAGGCUACCUUCAGAUGCUGCAGAUCUCCAACCUCUACCUGUAUGACAGUGUCCUGAUGCUGGCCAAUGCCUUCCACCGGAAGCUGGAGGACCGGAAGUGGCACAGCAUGGCAAGCCUGAAUUGUAUUCGCAAGUCCACCAAGCCAUGGAAUGGAGGAAGGUCCAUGCUGGACACAAUAAAAAAGGGCCACAUCACUGGCCUCACAGGGGUGAUGGAGUUUCGGGAGGACAGCUCGAAUCCCUACGUCCAGUUUGAAAUCCUCGGCACAACCUAUAGUGAGACCUUUGGCAAAGACAUGCGGAAGUUGGCGACGUGGGACUCAGAGAAAGGCCUGAAUGGCAGCCUGCAAGAGAGGCCAAUGGGCAGCCGCCUCCAAGGACUGACUCUCAAAGUGGUGACUGUCUUGGAAGAGCCUUUCGUGAUGGUGGCUGAGAACAUCCUUGGACAGCCCAAGCGCUACAAAGGGUUUUCAAUCGAUGUCCUGGAUGCACUGGCCAAGGCUCUGGGCUUCAAAUAUGAGAUUUACCAAGCCCCCGAUGGCAGGUAUGGUCACCAGCUCCAUAACACCUCCUGGAACGGGAUGAUCGGGGAGCUCAUCAGCAAGAGAGCAGACUUGGCCAUCUCUGCCAUCACGAUCACCCCAGAGAGGGAGAGCGUUGUGGACUUCAGCAAGCGGUACAUGGACUAUUCAGUGGGGAUCCUAAUCAAGAAGCCCGAGGAGAAAAUCAGCAUCUUCUCUCUUUUUGCUCCAUUUGAUUUUGCUGUCUGGGCCUGCAUUGCAGCAGCCAUCCCUGUAGUGGGCGUGCUGAUAUUUGUGCUGAAUCGGAUACAGGCCGUGAGGGCUCAGAGUGCUGCCCAGCCCCGACCAACCGCAUCGGCCACCUUGCACAGUGCCAUCUGGAUAGUCUACGGAGCCUUUGUACAGCAAGGUGGCGAAUCCUCAGUUAACUCCAUGGCCAUGCGCAUCGUGAUGGGCAGCUGGUGGCUCUUCACCCUCAUCGUGUGCUCCUCCUACACGGCGAAUCUUGCUGCAUUCCUCACCGUGUCCAGGAUGGACAACCCCAUAAGGACAUUCCAGGACCUCUCCAAACAAGUUGACAUGUCUUACGGCACCGUCCGGGAUUCUGCUGUGUACGAGUACUUCCGAGCCAAGGGCACCAACCCCCUGGAACAAGACAGCACGUUUGCUGAACUCUGGCGGACCAUCAGCAAGAACGGAGGUGCUGACAACUGUGUGUCCAGUCCUUCGGAAGGUAUCAGGAAGGCAAAGAAGGGGAACUACGCCUUUUUGUGGGAUGUGGCAGUGGUGGAGUACGCAGCCCUAACAGAUGACGACUGCUCUGUGACUGUCAUUGGCAACAGCGUCAGCAGCAAGGGCUACGGGAUCGCCCUGCAGCACGGCAGCCCCUACAGGGACCUUUUCUCCCAGAGGAUCCUGGAGUUGCAGGACACUGGGGACCUGGACGUGCUCAAGCAGAAGUGGUGGCCGCAUAUGGGCCGCUGUGACCUCACCAGCCACGCCAGUGCCCAGGCUGACGGCAAAUCGCUCAAGCUGCACAGCUUCGCUGGGGUCUUCUGCAUCUUGGCCAUCGGCCUCCUCCUUGCCUGCCUGGUGGCCGCCCUGGAGUUGUGGUGGAACAGCAACCGGUGCCACCAGGAGACCCCCAAAGAGGACAAAGAAGUGAAUCUGGAGCAGGUUCACCGGCGCAUGAACAGUCUAAUGGACGAAGACAUUGCUCACAAACAGAUUUCCCCAGCGUCCAUUGAGCUUUCGGCCCUGGAGAUGGGGGGCCUGGCUCCCAGCCAGGCCUUGGAGCCGACGCGAGAGUACCAGAACACACAGCUCUCGGUCAGCACUUUUCUGCCAGAGCAAAGCAGCCACGGCCCCAGCCGGACACUCUCGUCAGGGCCUAGCAGCAACCUGCCGCUGCCCCUGAGCAGCUCGGCCACCAUGCCCUCCAUGCAGUGCAAACACAGGUCGCCCAACGGGGGGCUAUUCCGCCAGAGCCCGGUGAAGACCCCCAUCCCCAUGUCCUUCCAGCCUGUGCCGGGAGGCGUCCUUCCUGAGGCCUUGGACACCUCCCACGGCACCUCCAUCUGACCGCACCGCCCGCCCCCCCGCCCGCCGUCCACCCACCCGACCAGCAGAGCUUUUUAAUACAAGACAACGACAACACAAACCACACACACAUGCGCACACACACACACAAAGACUCUUUCAUUUUUCUUGUACAUAUGUGUAAAUAAUGACAGAAUGGAGUGGGGUAAAAGUGUAUUUUGAAUAUUCCCAAUUUUCGAAGUCAGUAAAAAAAAAAACACAAAAACUGUA
Messenger RNA from Hyaena hyaena (striped hyena), 3017 nucleotides. RefSeq names its product glutamate ionotropic receptor delta type subunit 1 (gene GRID1). The transcript is spliced from 14 exons. Gene Ontology annotation, molecular function: glutamate-gated receptor activity; transmitter-gated monoatomic ion channel activity involved in regulation of postsynaptic membrane potential. Gene Ontology annotation, biological process: synaptic transmission, glutamatergic; monoatomic ion transport; modulation of chemical synaptic transmission. The record is from RefSeq and is a predicted model, not a curated record. NCBI's taxonomy places the organism in Eukaryota, Metazoa, Chordata, Mammalia, Carnivora, Hyaenidae. Gene Ontology annotation, cellular component: plasma membrane; postsynaptic membrane. Bases 6 to 2789 code for a protein of 927 amino acids.